This is a messenger RNA of Plasmodium inui San Antonio 1, 573 nucleotides long. RefSeq lists its product as hypothetical. The transcript has a single exon. Lineage: Eukaryota; Apicomplexa; Aconoidasida; Haemosporida; Plasmodiidae. The record is from RefSeq and is a predicted model, not a curated record. The coding region runs from base 1 to 573 and encodes 190 amino acids.
AUGCAAGACUCCUUUAAUUUAAAAAUGCUUCAUGUUCUAAAAAUGUUUGUUUUACAGCCAAGAGUUCAAGAGGAAUUUCUUAGGAGUGUGUUAAAAUAUAAAAGACCAGGAUUAAAGCAGAAUUCACGUUUUUACAAAAAUGUAAUAGAGGAAAAGGAAUACCUUUCUCAGAAAGUAGAUGCCUAUAAAGAAAAGCAUAAUUUAAAAGAUUUCAAUCGUAAAGACCCUGCUGCAAUAAAAUUAACUGGUAAUAGAUGUGUUGAUGCGAUAAAAAUGAUGGAUGCUGACGUGUAUAAAUGGUUACGCCGAAAAAUGGUGUCCGGGUUUGAAGACCCUGCUAAAAUACCUAAAACGUGCUGGGGCCACUUCGCUCAAUUCGUGAAAGACAACAUAGUUCUUUUUGUACUUAUAUUAUAUGUAGUAGCUGCAAUUACUCUUUUUCAGCUUAAUCCUGCGAGCGUGGUUAAUUCUAUAGCUUUUACAAUGUUAAUAUCGGUGCCUAUUAUAAUUGGAUUAUAUCUUUUCGAUAAGGUGUUGAAUAUAUUUGUCACGUACCUUUUUUAUAAUGAUUAA